Molecule: messenger RNA, 882 nt
Organism: Onychomys torridus (southern grasshopper mouse)
Lineage: Eukaryota; Metazoa; Chordata; Mammalia; Rodentia; Cricetidae
Product: UDP-glucuronosyltransferase 1A7-like
Exons: 1
Coding region: 1-882 (293 amino acids)
Molecular function (GO): UDP-glycosyltransferase activity
Source: RefSeq, a predicted model, not a curated record
AUGGCUCCUGUAGAUCUCCCAGCCUCCCUUCCUCUGUGUGUGUGUCUGCUGCUGGCCUCUGGCUUUGCUCAGGCAGGCAAGCUGUUGGUGGUGCCCAUGGAUGGGAGCCACUGGUUCACCAUGCAGAUGGUUGUGGAGAAACUCAUCCACAAAGGACAUGAGGUGGUGGCAGUUGUGCCAGAGGUGAGUUGGCAACUGGGAAAAUCCCUGAAUUUGACAGUGAAGACAUACUCCACUUCUCACACUCUGGAAGAUAUGAACCAUGAGUUCAUGUAUUUUUCUGACACACAAUGGAAAAAUCCAGAACAAAGUAUGAUUUCUUUACUGACAGGCUCAGCCAAACCUUUCUUUGAAUUAUUAUUUUCACAUUGUAGAGAUUUUUUUAAUGACAAGAAGUUAGUGGAGUACUUGAAGCAGAGUUCUUUUGAUGCUGUGUUCCUCGAUCCUUUUGAUGUGUGCGGCUUAACUGUAGCCAAGUAUUUGUCGGUCCCUUCGGUGAUCAUCGCAAGAGGUAUAUUUUGUCACUAUCUCGAAGAAGGUGCCCAGUGCCCCAGUCCACUGUCUUAUGUUCCCAGAAUUCUCUUGAAACUCACAGACACCAUGACUUUCAAGGAGAGAGUGUGGAACUACCUCUCAUACAUGGAGGAGCGUGCAUUUUGCCCCCAGUUUUUCAAAACUGCUACAGACAUUGCCUCUGAAGUUCUGCAGAACCCGGUGACUAUGGAUGACCUCGUCAGCCAAGUGUCCAUUUGGUUGUUACGCACAGACUUUGUGUUAGAUUUCCCCAGACCUGUGAUGCCCAACAUGGUCUUCAUUGGUGGGAUCAACUGCCAACAAAGAAAGCCGAUUUCCAAGGUACGUUAUUUGUUGUUUAGCACAUGA